AUGAAAAUGCUACUCCUGAGAUCCCUCGCCACCUUCAUUGUCGAGGCCAAACUAGAACGGCCCCAUGGCUGCGGGACGCUGUCGACGGUGACUGUAACCGUGACCCCAAGCUCAACCAGCACCGGCACCAGCACCACAAGCGACUCCACCAUCACCAGCUACCCGGACUCGUGCACCUACCGGCCUACGCAGACCUACUAUGCGUCUAGCGGCUGCGCUUUCAGCUGCUCGUCACAAUUCUGCAUCAUUGACGCGCCUGCCACGAUCUCGUGCGGCUGCCCAACUGUUUUCAUCGAGACACAGACCGUCACGGUGUGCCCCACCAAGUCGCCCUGCUGGAAUUGCCAUACCGGUUGGGGCACCUUUUUGGUCACUGAGACGUGCACAUCGACGGCUACGACGGCGGCGGUGGCGGUUCCUACUGGGGUUUGAGGUCGGGCGAAUUAUGAGCUGGGCGAUGCUGGGUGGAGGGUUCAUUAGCACUUGCAAGUGGAAGGGAAUGGAUCUAUUAGUCUUUUCCAACGACCUUGCCUCAGUUACCGGCUUGAUGUGCGUUGUGGGAAUCGUCCGCAUGCCAGGUCAUCGAUCUGAUGUUCAACGAGGUUAAUACGAUUUGGGUUUUAAGUUGGGACGGUGUCUUCCAAUCCUCAAAACUGAAGAAUUCGUCGUGAACAUCAAGCCACCAUUGGCACAGAAGAUCCUUCCUGCCCAUGGAGUCGAGCCUGUAUUGACACUCGCCCAGUGCUCCUACUUCCAAUCAACCUGUUCAGCCACCUCAAUUGCCGCUGCCAGCGCAGGACGGCAACUCCCAUCUGCACCCUUUCGGGGCUCCUUCCUCUCCUCUC
Canariomyces notabilis is the source of this 845-nucleotide messenger RNA. RefSeq lists its product as uncharacterized. Bases 1 to 432 code for a protein of 143 amino acids. The record is from RefSeq and is a predicted model, not a curated record. The transcript has 3 exons. Lineage: Eukaryota; Fungi; Ascomycota; Sordariomycetes; Sordariales; Chaetomiaceae.